Molecule: messenger RNA, 1329 nt
Organism: Sporisorium graminicola
Lineage: Eukaryota; Fungi; Basidiomycota; Ustilaginomycetes; Ustilaginales; Ustilaginaceae
Exons: 1
Coding region: 1-1329 (442 amino acids)
Biological process (GO): protein phosphorylation
Molecular function (GO): ATP binding; protein kinase activity
Source: RefSeq, a predicted model, not a curated record
AUGCUGUCAUCCGGCGGAGGCUCGUCCAUACGCAAGAAGCGGAACUUCAAGGGGCUUCAGCUUGCCGAAUCGCCCCUCGCCAGCCCUGUAGACGCAUCGGCAACAACACCAUCACAAGAUACAGCCGAAGGCUCGGCCGCCUCGAAUGCUUCCACGAUCGGCAAGUCCUCGACCGUGACACCUGGCGGAUCGCUCUCGCUCAAACCCAGAAAUGCGCUAGAUACAGAACCCAACUCAGGCGCCAACUACCACAACAAGUUGACGCAGCAGCUGGCCAACUUGGAACUCGGCGUCGAGUACAAGCUCGACUUGAAAAACGAGGACCUCAAGACGCUCUCGGAACUCGGUGCUGGCAAUGGCGGCACCGUCACCAAGGUGCUGCACGAGAAGAGCGGCACUGUCAUGGCCAAAAAGGUUGUCUUCAUUGAUGCCAAGCCUAGCGUGCGCAAACAGAUCCUGCGAGAGCUCCAGAUCCUACACGAGUGCAACUCGCCGUACAUUGUGUCGUUCUACGGCGCUUACCUCAACGAACCGCACAUCUGCAUGUGUAUGGAAUUCAUGGACAGGGACUCGCUGGACGGUAUCUACAAGAAGUAUGGGCCCAUCUCGCCCGAAAUCUGCGGCAAGAUUGCCGUCGUCGUCGCACACGGUCUCACCUACCUCUACGACGUGCACCGCAUCAUCCACCGCGACGUCAAGCCGAGCAACAUCCUCGUCAACAGUGCAGGCCAGAUCAAGAUCUGCGACUUUGGCGUGAGUGGCGAGCUGAUCAAUAGCAUCGCAGACACGUUUGUCGGCACCAGCACCUACAUGUCACCGGAGCGUAUCCAAGGCGACCAGUACAGCGUCAAGUCCGAUGUCUGGAGUUUGGGCGUGUCGAUCAUCGAGCUGGCGCUUGGUCGCUUCCCUUUCGCAGACAAUGGAGGUGAGGACGAUGACGACGAUGACGACUCGGAUGUGGACGAUGCUUUCCUGAAUGAAGAUCUGGCAGGAACGCUGUCGCCGACCAAACCAGCGCCCAGAAUCUCCCUCGGCAACAAGGACAAGGCCAAGCAGAAGCGCAGGAGAUCCAAGCCGGCCGGUGUCAGUCUGGAAGGCUCGAGCCACCAAAUGUCGAUCCUGGACCUGCUGCAGCACAUUGUCAACGAGCCGCCGCCCAAGCUACCGGAGGGCAAGUUCCCCAAGCUCAUGGAAGAAUUUGUCAACCUAUGUCUGCUCAAGGAUCCAGCCAAGCGUCCUACACCCAAAGAUCUGACCAAGCAUCGAUACGUGAUCGAGGCGGAGUCGGCCAGGAUCGACUUGAAGGCAUGGACGGAUGGGAUGAAGUAA